Monoraphidium neglectum is the source of this 369-nucleotide messenger RNA. RefSeq lists its product as hypothetical. Lineage: Eukaryota; Viridiplantae; Chlorophyta; Chlorophyceae; Sphaeropleales; Selenastraceae. The coding region runs from base 1 to 369 and encodes 122 amino acids. The transcript is spliced from 3 exons. The record is from RefSeq and is a predicted model, not a curated record.
AUGUGCGCCCCCACUGGCCGCGCAGCCCAGCGGCUGCAGGAGAUUGUGGGCUAUCAAGGCCUGGAGGCCUCCACCAUACACAGGCUCCUGGGCUACAAGGGGGGCCGCCGCGACAAGGCCACGGCCGCCGCCGCCGCCGCCGGCGACGACGCGGCCGAGGGCGUGGCGCUGGAGGGCGGGGCCGAGCGCGGGCUGGGGGGCAGCGGUGGCGCUGAUGACGUGGCGGCUGACGUGGACGAGGAGCUGGACCUGGGGUCGGCCUGCACCCACAACAAACACCGCCCCCUGCCCUACGACUGUGUUCUGCUGGACGAGGCGUCGAUGAUGGACCUGCCACUCGCGGCGGCACUGCUCAACGCAAUAGAGUGA